CGCGCGGCGCGGGCGCUUCCGGGUUCGUGUCUGAGGGCGAUGGCGGCCGGGACGGGCGCGGCGCCGGCCGGGGAGGCGGACGAGCUCUUCGACCUCCGCAACAACUUCUACAUCGGAGCCUUCCAGGCCGCCAUCAACGAGGCCCAGCGCGUCAAGCCCAGCAGCCCCCAGCAGGAGACCGAGCGGGACGUGUUCCUGUUCCGAGCCUACAUCGCCCAGAGGAAGCUGGCCGUGGUUCUGGACGAGCUGCAGGGCAGCCCCAGCCCCGCGCUGCAGUCCGUGCGCCUGCUCGCUCACUUCCUGGCCAGCGACAGCCAGAGCCACAGGGACUCCAUCGUGGCAGAGCUGGACAAGAAGAUGGCCAAGAGCGUGGACGUGGCCAACAGCACCUUCCUGCUGAUGGCAGCGUCCAUCUACUGCCACCAGCAGGACCCCGACGCUGCCCUGAGGGCCCUGCACCAGGGGGACAGCCUGGAAUGCUUGGCCAUGAUGAUCCAGAUCCUGCUGAAGCUCGACAGGCUCGACCUGGCCAGGAAGGAGCUGAAGAAGAUGCAGGAGCAGGAUGAGGAUGCCACCCUGACCCAGCUGGCCACAGCCUGGGUCAACCUGGCCUUGGGCGGGGAGAAGCUGCAGGACGCGUUCUACACGUUCCAGGAGCUGGCGGACAGGUACAGCCCCUCGCUGCUGCUGCUCAACGGGCAGGCGGCCGCCGCCAUGGCCCAGGGCCGCUGGGACGAGGCCGAGGGGCUGCUGCAGGAGGCUCUGGACAAGGACAGUGGGCACCCUGAGACCCUGCUGAACCUGGUGGUGCUGUCCCAGCACCUGGGCAAGGCCCCCGAGGUCACCAAUCGUUACCUGUCCCAGCUGAAGGAUGCUCACAAAAACCAUCCCUUCAUCCAGGAGUACCAGGCCAAGGAGAACGACUUUGACCGCCUGGCCCUGCAGUAUGCACCCAGUGCCUGAGCCUGGGACCCCAAAAAUCCCCUUUGGGACCCAAAAAAUCCAUCUGGGACCCAAAAAAUCUCCUCUGGAACCUAAAAAAUCCCUUCUGGAACCCAGAAAUUCCCCCUGGAACCCAAAAAAUCCAUCUGGAACCCAGAAGAUCCCCUCUGGGACCCAAAAAAUCAGCUUUGGAACACAAAAAAUCCAUCUAGAACCCAAAAAAAUCCCCCCUGGGACCCAAAAAAUCCAUUUGGGAUCCAAAAAAUCCUCUCUGGAACCCCAAAAAACCCUUCUGGAACCCCCAAAAAUCCCUUCUGGA
Molecule: messenger RNA, 1261 nt
Organism: Camarhynchus parvulus
Lineage: Eukaryota; Metazoa; Chordata; Aves; Passeriformes; Thraupidae
Gene: COPE
Product: coatomer protein complex subunit epsilon
Exons: 10
Coding region: 40-963 (307 amino acids)
Biological process (GO): retrograde vesicle-mediated transport, Golgi to endoplasmic reticulum; intra-Golgi vesicle-mediated transport; endoplasmic reticulum to Golgi vesicle-mediated transport
Cellular component (GO): COPI vesicle coat
Molecular function (GO): protein binding; structural molecule activity
Source: RefSeq, a predicted model, not a curated record